GGAAUCCUCAACGCUAACUUUCACACAAUCGCGUGGCUCACCUUUUUCACUGACAUCCUUUAUCACUGACUCCCCCCUCCCUCCCCCCACUAUUGUCUGACGAAACCCGUUGCAACUCUGUUUUCAACAAGGAGGGAGGGAUGUAUGGGAAUUGCUCUGGAUCUGGAACGAAAAGGUGCGUCUUGUCACUUGCAACUGACUAGAACCCUCUCUGGCCUCCCCAUCCCGUCACCUCGGACGCGGCAGAUGUGAGAAGGCAAGGUUUAGCAGAACAUCAACAUGGAGCUCGACCCGAUCUCGUCUGUCCCAGUGACAGAUGCUAAUGCCGUCCAGAGUAGUCUGAUAUCGAGUCUGAUUGUAUCGUCUGCUCAAGUCUCGUCUGAGCAAUCCUCAUCAGAGCCUGUGUAUCUGUCGACCUCCUCCUUGAUCGACAAUGGUGCCGGACCAUCCAGUACGUCGCUCGCUCUUCCCAGCGGCUCGAGCGCCAGCCAUGUCGCAUCCGAAAACAUGACCUCUACACCUCUGUUCAUUGUCAUGACAUCUACCUCUAUAUCAACCCAGGCGAUUAUCGAGUCACACCUCGACGAGAUCAUGAGCUCUUCGACCUCGUCUGAACCGCUCGUACUGCCCUCGGCCACCUCUCUCACAGUCUUGACCUCCUCUCAGCCACAUGUUGUUGUUCCCGUCUCGAGCUUCAGCCUCAGCUCCAGCGGCACCAGUACUAGCAGUCUUACGAUCAGCACCUCAACGCGGGAUCUCCUGUACGAUCGGCCGACGUCUGAAGCCUUCGUCAGAUCCACAGCAGGUUUGCUGGUUUCUUCCGUGGCACCAGUACAAUCGAUGUCCACACAAGCCGAGGUGAUCAUGAGCUAUCAUACCUCCUCGGUCGUGCAUACCACAGUGACUUUGUUCUCUAGCCGACCGUCGACCAGCAACCUUCGUCCGAGCGCGCCUGCAAGCUCAAAGACCUCAUUGGCAUCGUCACAGACGGUUUCAUCUCGAUCCACAGUGAUCAAUGUCCCAGGUGGCCCAGAGUCUGGCGUCUCCGCAUCCGUUUCUUCCAGUUCCUCUUCGAUUGGAAACAGCGGCGCAUUGGCAGAUGGACAGAACGGAGGUGUCAAUAGCAUCUCCGGCCAAACCAAUCUGUCAUCCUUCGCUAUCGUAGGUAUAGUCGGCGGGAUCCUGGUAGCUUUUGUCGGAGCUUAUCUGGCCUGGUACAAAUGGCGACGGAACAAGACAAAACGCGCAGCAGGAUCGACAGACGAUAUCUCACCAUCAUCACCGUCAUUCCAGAAGACGUACAAUGCAGGCAACACUGUCAGGUCUUCUUUUGGAGACGACGUAGAUCCAUUUGACGAUCCCAGGACACAGUAUACGGCUUAUCACGAUGCGAGGUAUCGCGAGACUCGGCUACAAUCGGACUGCGAGCACGAUGCUAGGGAAUCGACAUGCACUGCCUCUCAUGAAUGGGAUGGCUAUACGCAACUCUUGGACGAUAAGGGGACGCGAACUCAGUACCUUGAGCGAGGAGUGGAUGAAGAUCUCGAGAAGGAGUUGGCAGGCCAUCCGUCGGUUUCUAUGGCGACACACCAUCAAGAUGUCUUCCGUGAAGCCAAGGAUCCGUUCCAGGUAACCACUCUACCUUUCAUUGCCGCUGAACCUCGUUCCCGACAUCCACCCUCUCCGACCCAACAAUCCCUGUCACGGUCCUUGACUCGUCACUCACCUCAACAGCGGCCCUCGACCAAUGCGUCCGACCCGUUCGGCUUCGACAGAGCCACCAAAGCCUCGAUGCCUGUUUCCAUAGGAGCCGAGCAUCAAACCUACGACUCGGUUUAUGAAGCAUAUAGCCAAUCGCGACCUGAAACAGGUCAUGACCACCGAGCCACCCUUCAAACGCCAGCGACGGCCGCAUUGGUACCUUGGAUGAGGACUCAUAGAGCUCAUGGUGGAGCAGACGCAGAACCGAGGCCACCGGUUCCGAAGAGCAGACAAGGCCAUCGAGGCGAUCCUCCCAGGGGUGGAAAUGCCUCAAAUGUCACUGACACUAUUCCAAGAGCUGCACCGGCUGCUGUGAUGGCUCAGACCCCGGUAGCCAAUGGUACAGGUGCAGGUUGGACGGGCGUGAUACCGUCCUUUCGGUAGUCUAUGUAUUGAAAGGAGUGGAGGGGCAUCGUAUCGAAGCUUUGACUGACUGCCAUAGCGACUGUAGCUUACUUGCUGUAACUCAUUGCAUUUGA
Messenger RNA from Kockovaella imperatae, 2240 nucleotides. RefSeq lists its product as hypothetical. Bases 280 to 2145 code for a protein of 621 amino acids. NCBI's taxonomy places the organism in Eukaryota, Fungi, Basidiomycota, Tremellomycetes, Tremellales, Cuniculitremaceae. The record is from RefSeq and is a predicted model, not a curated record. The transcript is spliced from 5 exons.